CCCGGCCCCCGGCGUGAGCGGCCGGGAUGCGGUGCGGGAAGAUGGCGCCGCCGCCGCCGCCAGGAGAGGCGGUUGGCGCUUGGGGCAGCGUGCGGCGCCGCUGCCAGCGGCUGCUCUACUGGGUGCCGGUGCUCUUCAUCUCCAGCAUCCUCUGCUGGUCCUACUACGCCUAUGUCACCCAGCUCUGCCUGCUGACAAUGACAAAUAUUGGAGAAAAAGUUGUGUGCCUGGUUGCUUACCACAUAUUUUUCAUGCUGUUCGUCUGGUCAUAUUGGAAAACAAUCUUUACUCUGCCAAUGAAUCCUUCAAAAGAAUUCCAUCUAUCAUAUUCAGACAAGGAAUCCCUAGAGAGGGAGCCUAGAGGUGAAUCCCAGCAAGAAGUCUUGAGACGGGCAGCAAAGGAUCUUCCUAUCUAUACACGGACAAUGUCUGGAGCAAUCAGAUACUGUGACAGAUGCCAUCUUGUAAAACCAGAUCGUUGCCAUCACUGUUCUGUGUGCGACAAAUGCAUUUUGAAAAUGGAUCAUCAUUGCCCUUGGGUGAACAACUGUGUAGGAUUCUCCAAUUACAAAUUUUUUCUCCUCUUCUUGGCUUACUCUCUACUGUAUUGCCUUUUCAUUGCUGCAACAGAUUUACAGUAUUUUAUCAAGUUUUGGACAAAUGGCCUUCCGGACACUCAAGCCAAGUUCCACAUCAUGUUUUUAUUCUUUGCUGCAGCAAUGUUUUCUGUCAGUCUGUCUUCUCUCUUUGGGUAUCACUGUUGGCUUGUCAGCAAGAAUAAGUCUACAUUAGAGGUAUUCAGAGCUCCCAUAUUUCGUCACAGAACAGACAAGAAUGGCUUUAGCUUGGGCUUCAGCAAAAACCUAAGGCAGGUGUUUGGUGAUGAGAAGAAAUACUGGUUGCUGCCUGUGUUUUCAAGCCUAGGGGAUGGUUGCUCCUUCCCAACUUGCCUUGUUAAUCAGGAUCCUGAGCAAGCUUCCACACCUGGUGGUCUUAAUUCAGCAUCCAAAAAUGAGAGCCACCUGUUUCCUGCCAAGCCACUGCGUGAUUCCCAGAGCCACCUUCUUACUGAUACACCAUCUUGGUCAGAAACCAGUGCACAGACUGAAAAGGGCAAAGUUGGUAUGAGCAAUCCUGCAUUAACCAUGGAAAAUGAAACCUAAUGUCCCUUAAAAGAAACAUCUGAAUAUAUAAGGAAAGUUCAAGAAAAUACUGUUGUUGAAAGGAAGGUGUAUUCUUCCAAAUGUCAGCCCUGUUGGCCAGCUGCUCCUGUCUGCUCCUCUGUGGAUGUGCUCAGAAAACAAAUUGGCAGAUGAUUAGCUGUCUCCAUGUCACUGCUUGAAACAUGAAACUAAACAUACUAUUUCUGAACCAGAUAAAGAAUAUUUCAACUUAAAAUUACCUGUUUUGAAUGAAAAGGAUGCUUUUGAGUAUUAGGAAAUGAAAACCAGAAAAAGGGAGUCAUUUUACUAUUGUAAACAAACAGUGACAGGGUUUACUUUGAUAUUCAGUACAAGAAAAAUGUGACUUCCUUACAGUUCAGUCCAUUUUCUUGCCUUGGUUUUGAAAAUUCACCUUUUAAUUCAAAUUGCUGUUAAGUCAUUGAGUUGAAAAAUCAAUUUUUUGCACUGCUGACUUAACAGAUAUGAAUAAUUUUGUGGCUUCAUGAACUGUAUUUUCUUUUGAGCGCUUGAUAAGCAAUCUUUGAAGAGGACACCCCAGUGAAGUGUCUAACUAGUUCUGGAAGACCUCAUUGCAAAAGCUCCAUUUUCCCUCAGAUUUGCUUUACCAAUAGUUUGACAAGAUGUGGUGGGGAGAAAAAGCCUGAUUUGUUAAUUGAAUGCUACAGUGGGACACUGGUAAGUGGAGUGAUAAAAAGCCUGUGUUCAGCUGGACUACACCAACAUGAAGCUGGCCAGCCCUGAUGGGAGUGGCACAGGCCAGUGCAGUACAGUGGGGAUGUUAUUGUGCCCUUUGGAGCCAUUAUCCCUGUUGGAAAACAAAGGUUAGCACUUCACUGAUCCAAAAGGAUCUCCAUUUUACCAAAUCCUAAUUUCUCAAUCAAUAGUUGUCUCAGAUUUUUUUUUUUUCACUUGUUCUUUAAGACAAUGCCUUUCUUACUGCACAACCAAAAAGCCAAGCUGCUGCAUGUAGGAACCCUCCAUCAAUUCAGUUACAAGCUGGCAGCCUUCUUAGGAUCAGAGUUUACUGGCCAAAUAAUAGAAGAUGCAUUAUCAACUCUCAAAGUCUAGGAAGUUUCAGCAACACAGAUCUAAUUGUCUCGUGCCUUUUGUAUACACUACAUUUAUGGUAUCAGUGUUUACAUCUAGAUGCAAAUUCUUAUUCUGAAAACAACUCCAGGAGGAAAUUUGUUACACUUUCUAGGUGGCUGGAUAAAAAACCUAGUCCAAAAAAAAAUUAAAGUGAAAAAUGCUCAGACCAAGCUCAGUUCAGUUGAAGCAGGAAAGUUUUUCUGUUAUGGAACCUGGGUCACUUAGCAGGCUGGUUCACAGUGUAAAGAUUCCUGUUGUUUAGAAAACAGGCAGCAGGACUCUGUGGUGGAUUUCUAAAAGAAAAAAUUGUAUCAUUAGCUCUUCGACAGGCAGGUAAAUUUAAAAUUUGUCUUUCCAGGGUUUACAAUUUAAGUGAUAGCUGUUGGAGCACAAAUAUGGGGUUAUUUUGGGUUGAAUUUUUUUUCAUUUUUUUUUUUCAUCUCAAAAUUCUACCAGCCUGAAAACACCUGUUUCUUGCCAGAAGUGCCAGAGGAUGGGUCCCUUGAUGUAGAAUACCUUUUUUAACUAGCAUGAAGGUAGCAUACAGUUUACAUGAUGCCUGCAGACAUCUAGCAACCAAAAGUUUUUCACAGCUAUUUAUUCAGUGUUGUUCUGUCAGCUUACCUCGUAUUAACAUUUGUUUAAAGGUUAACUUGUCAAGGGACAAGGGGGAGAGGGAAAAUAUAUAUUUUUAACACUUCAGGUUCUCUAUCUGUAUAGUCUUGUUUUUUACAAAGUUAAGUCACAGGGUGGUUUGUCAUGGAGCAUGCAUUUGAAAAUAUCAAGUACAAAGUUAAACUUCAGCUUCAGUGUUAACUUGCUCCAUGUUUUUACAUAAAGGCAAAGUAUAGAUUUUUUCCCCAGCAAAACUCAUUCUGGAUCACUCCAGUAUGGAGGUCAGCAUUGCUGACUGGGUCCAGUGCUCUGCAAGCUCUCAGUGAGGUUUGGGGAUUGAUGUAAAGAACAGAGAGGGGUAAGGGGUCACGUAAGGCUUCUCCAGGUCUCAUAAGUCACACUCAGAAAGCACAAUAGCCCUACAUAAUCUGCAGUUUUGAUGUAGCCAGAGGCUGUUCCUGUAGCAGAAAACAGAUGAAGGAAUGGGAAAUCCAUGCUGAGGGCAGAAAGAGAACUGAGGGGAGCUCAGAGGUUCAGCAGAUCUGAGGCAGAGGACUGUAGCUACACUGCUCUCAGGAUGAGUAUGAGCUGUGCCUCUGAAGAGCAGUCAGCAGGAGUGUUCCUGGCAGUUCUGGUUAGGGUGCAGACAAGGGUGAGCUAAUCAUGCUCCAAAGUAUAAUCUCUGAGAUGGCUAUAUUUUUGGCUUUAAGCUCUCUUAAUACUUUAUGUAGCAGAGUGGCAAAUGGGCUUUUUGACAUAGUGUCACUGAGCAUUGAUGCUGUUACAAUGCACAGGGGAGACUGCAAAGAAGUAAGGGGAGCAAGGACACCGUGUUGUUUGUCUGCUUGCACUGAUUCUCCUUUAUAUUCUUGCUAAGCACUUUACUGCAGCCUUCUGUGUAAUUUCUGUCUUUUAAAAAAAGACUGCUUUUUACCUAUUGUACAGUUACUAAUGUACUUUUUUGCUGAAAGAGUAACAGGCCCUGGUAUUUGUCUAGCAGUGUAACUGCAUUUCAAGCUUCAGUGGAAGUUGGGUAUGUUCUACUGACUCCUUAGAUGGGCCUGAGUCCCUAAUGACAACAGAGUUCAAUUUAUUUUGUAUACAUGUAUGCAGUCAUAUGGCUUGUAGCCCCCCACAUGCACGUAACAAGCUUUCUUAAUUUGUAGUUUAGAACAAAUCCAGUAUGUGUCUGUACCAGAAGUGGCCCACACAUACUCUGUAUCUGUUGACUGAGUGCUCCAAGUCUUCAGAAAGAACUAUUUUUAUUAAGAAAAUGGAACACUUAGAUGUUGUUGAGCUCUCCUCACUAAGAAUUAAGACACAGCUCUUGCUAUGCACUUUAGUUCUUUAACUUGGGAGAAAAAACACUCUACAGUUCAAGUUGCAGAUCGAAAGCUCUUUAGUUACCUACAGCUAUGGGCAGGUAACAAAAUUAGCAAUUCUUUUAAAUUAUUGGUGUACUUACAGUCUGUCUUCAGGCAAGACUUCCAACACAGUUGCAGGAAGCAAACUUAUUUUAGUGCAUGGUGUGCUGUAGCAGUUGUUAAUCCCACAUUUGGACUGAGAGAGUUCUUGCCCAGAUUCAGUUGAGUGGUAUGGUGGAUGCAGGGGGGGAAAUGUUUCUACAUAAAUUUAGUGUAUAACUUUGCUACUUAUUAAUGUAUUGCUCAUAUAAAUAAAUGCUUCAUGUUCAG
Calypte anna (Anna's hummingbird) is the source of this 4582-nucleotide messenger RNA. It is a transcript of the gene ZDHHC2, whose product is annotated as zinc finger DHHC-type containing 2. NCBI's taxonomy places the organism in Eukaryota, Metazoa, Chordata, Aves, Apodiformes, Trochilidae. The transcript has 13 exons. Gene Ontology annotation, cellular component: Golgi apparatus; endoplasmic reticulum. Gene Ontology annotation, molecular function: protein-cysteine S-palmitoyltransferase activity. The coding region runs from base 27 to 1163 and encodes 378 amino acids. The record is from RefSeq and is a predicted model, not a curated record. Gene Ontology annotation, biological process: peptidyl-L-cysteine S-palmitoylation; protein targeting to membrane.